Messenger RNA from Hippopotamus amphibius kiboko, 1070 nucleotides. RefSeq names its product chromosome 16 C16orf86 homolog (gene C16H16orf86). Bases 96 to 1070 code for a protein of 324 amino acids. The transcript is spliced from 4 exons. Lineage: Eukaryota; Metazoa; Chordata; Mammalia; Artiodactyla; Hippopotamidae. The record is from RefSeq and is a predicted model, not a curated record.
CCGGCGUCAGCUCAGGGUCUAUCAGUCUGACCCCGCAGGGUCCGCCCUCCACGUCCCCGAAGCAACCGUCGAGGAUGCGCUGAUUCCCCGCAGCCAUGGCCUCAGCAGGGGCUGAGAAGCAGCCAGGGGCCCAAGAGGGAGCAGCCAUGGGGCAGUCGCAGCUUACCGAGGUGCCUGGUGGCCAUGCUCAGAAUUCUGAGGGUCCAGUUAUGGGAGACCAGUGCCUGGUGCCAGCCCAUGACGCCUGCCAAACCCAGGGUGAAGACAAAUGUCCAACAGCACCAGUCUCAGAGCCAAAGAUCCAGGAGGAAAGACUCAAGCUGGAGAAAGACAGGCACAAGCCAGAGGUGGAGGCACUAGAGGAGAGAGGCCCCAGGCCUGUGGCCUCUAUUGUGAGGACCAGUCAUGGUCCGAAGAGGAAGCCAGCCUCCUUGUGCCCCAGCCUCCCAGGGCCUAGUCACCAAGCCCAGCCUAGGGCUGAAGCUGAGCUGCCACAGGGGAUGCCGCUGCAGAAGGAGGAGCUGGAGGGUAGCCAGAGUGAUACCUCACCAUCUGCCAAACAGCACAAAAAAGCCAAAAGGCGCAAGAAUGUGGGAACUCCAGUGCUCCCAGUGGUGACCAACACAGUGUCUGCACUCUCAGAAUCCUUGGGGCUGGCGCGAAAGGCCCAGCGCCUGAGACCCCUGUACCAGUACAUCAACUAUUGCAAUCCUGAGCUGAACCAGGCAGGGGAGGGGGACAAGGAGGCCGAGACUGAGGUGCAGCCUGAGUCGGAGCUGACCCUGGUCCCCGAGGAGGCAGGUGUGGAGCAACUGCAGGCCUUGCCACCCGUGGCAGGUGAGCUGGGCUCAGGCCUCACUUUGCCCUGCCCCAAUAUGUUCGUGCCCCCCACCCACACUCUGGUUCCCCUGGGAGAGGAAGCUGGCGAGGAGCCUGGGGGUUUGCCCAGCUUGGGGGUCAGCAGUCGCCUCAAGCCUGAGAUGGACAAGUCAGCUCAGGUGGACAUCAACAAGAUGCUAAGUGUCUGCGCUGCCCCACUUGUACCCCCACUCUCUCCUCAGUACAAGUGA